Vigna radiata var. radiata (mung bean) is the source of this 962-nucleotide messenger RNA. RefSeq lists its product as uncharacterized. Lineage: Eukaryota; Viridiplantae; Streptophyta; Magnoliopsida; Fabales; Fabaceae. The transcript has a single exon. The record is from RefSeq and is a predicted model, not a curated record. Gene Ontology annotation, molecular function: DNA binding. The annotation marks the transcript as partial.
AUGGGAAGUAUUAGAAUUUUUUUUGACUACAUCAAGGAAGAAAAUAAAUCAGUUUGUAGACGUUGCAAAGAAAAAAUAGGAGGGAAUCAUGUAACAAACUUAAAAAAGCAUGUCCGAACGCAGCACAAGGAGGAAUACGAAGAGUGGUUAAACAAACAAAAGACCGAAGAAGAAGAUAACCUCAAAAACAAAAAACGGAAUCGAGAAGACGAAGAUGCUGCAGCAGGAAGUUCAGCAAAAAAGUUGAAGCAAGGCGACAUAAGAUCGGCUCUCUUUAACGAAGUGACGGUGAAGAUUAACCUGGAGACUAUCGAAAAUGCCUGCAUAAACCUAAUUAUAAAUGGACGUCCUUUGGUUUUGAUGGACGAUGCAGCAUUCCAUAGUAUCAUAGAUCCUAUAUUAGAGGGAUUGAAGACAACAGCCAAAAUCAAUCGGCAAAACAUAAGAAUGAAAGUGAUUGAGAAAGCAGAUGCACAGAGAAAGAAAAUCAGCGGAGAAUUGCGCGGGAAAAUGUUUUCAUUAAAACUUGACAUAUGCACAAAAAGAGGUAGGAGCGUCCUCGGGAUCAACGCCCAAUUUAUCGCAGACGAUGGACAUUUGUACAUCAGAACUUUGGCAGUGUUUGAUUUAGCCGAACGACACACAGGUGUGUACAUUAUUUCUGUAUUGUUGAAAACUUUAAAGACGUACUCGAUAAAUAUUAGUCAAAUAUUUUGCAUGACGACUGACAAUGGAUCCAAUAUGGUAAAGGCGGUGAAAUUAAUGGACGCUGACAUCGAAGCAGCAGAGAUUGAACAACGUGAAGAAAUGGUGCAGCAGCAUACAGAAGAGGAAGAAGAAGAAUGCGGGUUGGACAAUCAGUUUUUCCAAAACGACGAAGAAGAAAUGGGGCAGAUUCGAGGUUUUCGCUGUGCGGCUCAUACCCUACAAUUAACUAUAGCUGAUGUGUGGAAAAGUGGAAA